CCAAUCCCCAUCUCCAUGGCGACCACGCCGCGUCCGCCGCAGCGCCACCCGCGCUCGUCGCCGGCGCUGAUGGACGACCUCGUGCGCGAGAUCUUCCUUCGCGUACGAGAGGACGACCCCGCGACCCUCUUCCGCGGCGCCGCCGGCUGCAGGAGCUGGCUCAGCAUGCUGUCCGCCCCCGAGUUCGCCCGCGACUACCGCAGGACCUGCCGCGCGGCUGCGGCGCCCGUGCUGGGCUUCCUCCACAACACCACCAACGCGCGAGAGGAUCGGGUCUCCUCCCACUUCGUCCCCACCGCGGCCUACCGCUUCCGCCCACGGACUGGCCUGGGCCUCUCACGCUGGGACGUCCUCGACUCCCGCCAUGGCCUCGUCCUCUUCCACUACCCCAAGAGUAAGAGGAACCAGGGCUUCGUCGUCUGCGACCUCGUCACCGGCCAGAGGUGGACAUUUCGCGACCCCGAGUUCUACAACAUGAUGUGGUGGCACCUCGGCGAUCACAUGGACAAUCGCGUACGCUGUAGUGCCUCAGUGCUCUGCGCCAAGGCCCAAUGUGACCACCUCGACUGCCAUGGCGGCCCUUUCCGCGUGGCCUUGGUGGGCACCAACGAUGCAAACUUGAGAACCCACGCCACCGUCUACUCAUCAGAGACUCGUCAGUGGAGUGAGACGAUCUCUAUUCACAACCCCGAUUUCGUCAAUGGAAGGGGGAACAGUGCUCUUGUGGGAAAUAAGGUCUAUGUCCAAUGUGUAGAGAGUGACAACAUCGUGGAGUACAACAUGCAUGAGCAAAAACUAUCUCUCAUCACCUUGCCAUUUGAGGACCAGGAGGGGAUCGACUCGACCAUUGAGCUCAUGGGGGUGGAGGACGGCAGUCUGCUGUUUGCGUCCCUGCUGGAGGCUAAACUCUACCUAUGGACUAUGGAGGCUGGUCCCGGUGGAGCUGCGGGAUGGGCGCGACGCUGGGCCAUCGAGCUCGAACCAUCGCUGCCUGCUCGUGUCCUCGGUAACAUGGCAAAUACGCUGGCUGGCUUUGCAGAAGGUGUUGGUGUCAUCUUCCUGAGUACAAAUGCAGGGCUGUACGCACUUGAGCUCAAUUCGGGCGAAGGCAACAAGGUUCACCAAAGGUGGUUCGGUAAGGUCGUGCCCUACACGAGCUUCUGUACUAGAGCAAUAGGGCGGUUGGCUGGUCUCUCACACGCACUUGGCCGGCCUACAAGAGCUUCUGUACUAGAGCAAUAGGGCGGUUGGCCGGCCUCUGAUGAAGCUUCACGCGCAGUUGUUGGUGCUUGAAGGAUAUUACCAAAUGGCGUCUGGACCUUGGUUUGACUUUUUCAGCCCAGGAAGAAUUUGAAGUGAACUUGAGCCUAAUUUGUUGCUGGUUGUGUUGAACGAUCUGGUUAGGUGGAUGCGCUUUUGUUCCAUUUCUGCUUGUGCCAAAAACUUGAGUCCUUUCGUCCGAGUUGGGUGCAACUCAAACUGACUGUGAGGAGAUUUUGGUUAUCAGUUGAUGACGGUUUUGUGGCAUGAAUUGGUGCAACUUUCUUCUUCCCUAUCUUUGUCUGAUAGAGCGGAUAUUAUUGUCCUGAAAAUGCACUGUUCUGGGAUUUACGGUGUACAAUCUCUCUAUGCAGUAAGAAAUUUAUGGUGGAUCUCACAGUUUUA
Hordeum vulgare subsp. vulgare (domesticated barley) is the source of this 1665-nucleotide messenger RNA. RefSeq lists its product as uncharacterized. The transcript has 3 exons. NCBI's taxonomy places the organism in Eukaryota, Viridiplantae, Streptophyta, Magnoliopsida, Poales, Poaceae. The record is from RefSeq and is a predicted model, not a curated record. Bases 16 to 1242 code for a protein of 408 amino acids.